AUGAAUCCCACUUGGGCCCUGGCAAGAUUGCAACCUGGAAGCGAGUGAGUUGUGCAACGACAAAGCGCACGUGUAAGGGGCGUGGACUCGUGGAUUCGACUUUCCAGGGUUCAAGAUGACGUCUGCUGCGAGACUGCCAAAUCAGGAACAAGCACAAAGGCCUGAGGCUGUCGAUUUGUCGAUUUUGUCGAUUUUGUCGCUAGUGCUAGCUGGAUCGGGGCGGGGACCCUGCAGGGGCCUUGAUUUUCUGCAGCCAAUGGCGGCGAGCACAGCCAAAACGGGCUGCUGGGCGAAGGCAGCCUUGUCCUAUGAUUUUGAGCCCCUCCACCAGCUUCAGCUCUGCUGCUGCUUCGCCGAUAUAUCUGGACACGACCGCCUUUCCAGCGCCGACCCGCAACGAUGACGACCAACAUCGUGAUGGAGACCUCAAUGGUCCGUCCGCC
Messenger RNA from Ilyonectria robusta, 443 nucleotides. RefSeq lists its product as uncharacterized. NCBI's taxonomy places the organism in Eukaryota, Fungi, Ascomycota, Sordariomycetes, Hypocreales, Nectriaceae. Bases 116 to 403 code for a protein of 95 amino acids. The transcript has a single exon. The record is from RefSeq and is a predicted model, not a curated record.